Meriones unguiculatus (Mongolian gerbil) is the source of this 1509-nucleotide messenger RNA. Its product is annotated as endogenous retrovirus group K member 5 Gag polyprotein-like. The record is from RefSeq and is a predicted model, not a curated record. Gene Ontology annotation, molecular function: nucleic acid binding; structural molecule activity; zinc ion binding. Gene Ontology annotation, biological process: viral process. NCBI's taxonomy places the organism in Eukaryota, Metazoa, Chordata, Mammalia, Rodentia, Muridae. The transcript is spliced from 2 exons.
AUGGGAGCUUCACAUUCGGUGAUCACAGCACUUCAGGCACUUUUAAAACAGCAUGAAUUAAAGCUUUCAAAAAGAACGUUAAAAAGGUUUAUUAUGGAAAUUGAUCGCAUCACUCCCUGGUUUGCAUGUUCAGGGUCGCUGAUGCUUGCUUCCUGGGAUAAGCUAGAAGCUGAUUUACGGAGGGCAGAAGAAAAUGGAAAGCUAAAAGCUGGAGCUAGGUCAUUGUGGAUUUUAGUAAAAUCUUGCUUAGAAGAUGAGAGAUGCCACCCAUCUGUAGCAGCUGGCCAAGGGGUGUUAGAGGAAUUACAAGACAGCAUGUCAGAAACAGAAGGGGAUAAAAGGUUGGGGGCCCUUAAGGAAAAAGAAAAAGACGCUCCUUCGCCUUAUGUUGAGAAACACGGUUUAGAUUCCUUCUUUUCAAAAAGGGAUAAAAGAAAGCUUUUACAGGCCUUCCCUGUAUUUGAGGCCGUGGAAAGAAACCGUGUUCAUGCACCGGUAGAAUAUCCCCUUGUUAAAGAACUUGCUGAAUCGGUUAACAAAUACGAGGUAGAUGCUAAUUUUACGAUCAUGCAGCUUGAAAGACUUGCUACCGUGGCCAUGACCCCAAAUGAUUGGCAAAAUACCAUAAAAGCUGCUCUCCCUAGUAUGGGACAGUGCUUAGAAUGGAAAGCCUUGUGGUAUGAUGCUUCCCAAACUCAGGCAAGGGCCAAUGCCCAUGCAGAAGACAAUCAGUGGCAAUGGACCUUUGAUUUGCUAACUGGGCAAGGCCAUUUUGUUCAUGAUCAGACAAAUUAUGAUUGGGGGGCAUAUGGUCAGAUCUCUGCUGCCACUAUUAGAGCAUGGAAAGCCCUUUCAAAGAAGGGCAAGGACAGAGGACACCUGACAAAGAUUAUACAAGGCCCUCAGGAGUCAUUCACAGAAUUUGUGGCCAGAAUGACCGAAGCAGCAGGUAGAAUAUUUGGAGAUCCAAAGUGAGUUAGGCCAAUGAUAGAACAGCUGGUAUAUGAAAAUGCUUCCCCAGAAUGUAAGACAGUCAUUACUCCUAGAAGGAACAAAGGGCUAACAGAUUGGAUAAAAGUUUGCUGAGGACUCGGAGGCCUGCUUACCAACGCCGGCCUGGCGGCAGCCAUAAUACAAAACAAGAACCACCCAAGUUCUGGAAACAAUAAAGUUUGUUUUAAUUGUGGCAAAAUGGGUCAUUUAAAAAGAGACUGUCGUGUGUCUGUGCAAAAGAAAGUUCCUGGACUUUGCCCUAAAUGUAGAAAAGGCAAUCACUGGGCUAAUGAACGCCAUUCAGUUAGAGAUAUUCAGGGAAAGCUUAUCCAGCAUGAACCCCCCCCCCUAAUGAGAGGAAUGAGAAUAUUCAAAAAAAACAGGUCUCGGGGCCCCAAGUCUCAGGGCCCCAAAAAAUAUGGGACACAGGCAGACAACAGGAGGGUUUAUCCAGCUGUUGAGCAACAAGAGGAUCAGCAGGGCUGGACCUCCGUUCCACCUCCCAAUUCUUAUUAA